CAUGCGCACUUCAUCAUUGACUAAACUGCAACUUCGCUGUGACAACUUAAACGCUCUAAUAUUUUUUAAUGGAAGUUUGGCACACACGCGCUGUAGUACACCGAUGAUUCUUUACUUGUAACGGAAGUAUAAACACAAAAUUUGUGUUUUGAAAGAAGUGAUUCGGGUGUUUUUUUUGUUGGCGCAGCAGGAUUAUGGUCGCUGGAGGACUUCAAUAACGUUUGUUGUGUACAGGAGAAAGUGAACCAACAACACACACACACACACACACACACACACACAUGGUGAGGAGACCAUGUGGUGGUUCCAACAGGGUCUGUGCUUCCUGCCAGCUGCUCUGGUCAUCUGGACAGCGGCGUCUUUCGUCUUCGCUUAUAUCACAGCGGUGUUGCUGAGACAUGUGGAUCCUCUGGUGCCGUACAUCAGCGACACAGGAACAAUGGCACCAGAGAGGUGUGUGUUUGGCAUCAUGUUGGAUGUGUCAGCUUUUUUAGGUAUGGCAACGGUGUACGUGCGUUACAAACAGGUGCAGGCUCUGACAGGUGUGGACAAUGUCAGACUCCACAGACUCAACAGCUUCGGGCUGCUGCUCGGCGUGAUCAGCUCCUUCGGGAUGUGCGUGGUCGCCAACUUCCAGAAGACCACACUGUUCUCCAUGCACCUGGUGGGGGCGGUACUGACCUUCGGAGUCGGGGCUCUCUACAUCCUGGUUCAGACGCUGCUCUCGCUCAACAUGCAGCCUCACGUCCACAGCAAGGCCAUCUACCUGGUCCGCCUCGGCAUCGGAGUCUGGACACUGUGCAGCAUCAUCAGCAUGUUCAUAUCAUCAGUCAUCAUGUACAGCAGUCUGCCAGGAGUGGACGUAGCUCACAAACUACACUGGAUUCCUGGAGAGAUGGGUUACACGGCUCACAUCAUCAGCACCGUGUCUGAAUGGUCACUGGCCUUUUCCUUCAUCAGCUUCUUCCUCACCUACAUCAGAGAUUUUCAGAAAAUUAACUUGCGAGCAGAGGUGGAUUUGCAGAGCAGCCACCUGUAUGACUGGCCACAUGGAGGUGUUGUCGCAUCACAUCAUCUCAAACGUGAGGCCAACGAGUCCUCUCCACUGCUGGCAGGAGGAACGUGACCAGCAGCAGCCGCUUUUACACCAAUUUUCACUUUUUCUAAACUUGUUUAAAAGCUUUUUAUAGAGAAUUUCUAAAAGCUGUGGCAGCUCUUAAAGGGUCAGUUCACCAAAACAUAUCAUCUGUCCUUCCUCUUGUGGUGUCUAUCAAGACAGAUAGUUGUGGAUUUAUUUCAUAUCUGCAUCAAAAAAGGAGAAAGUUUUCAUAGUGAAAUUCCAUUCAGAUCCUCUGUACUGGGGUGCAGAUAUCUCCAAACCUGAACAUCUAAAACCAAAACUAUGUGAUUGUGCCACUAGAGGUAAGGGUUUUUAUUUCAUAUUUUAUCAUUUGGAUGAACUAACCAUGUAAAUCCAAAUGUAAUGCUUUUGGACUUUUCCCUCCAACUAUAUCGCUCCUUCUCAGUGACUUGUUCCACAAGCUGCACUUUAUAUCAUUUAAUUUUGAAGAGCUUUCACUGCCGUUAUAAACACCACCUGCUUUUUGUUCUAUCACGUGUCUGUGAAGCCCGCCGAGCUUCAUUUGGUGGAAAUAAAACAAUAACUUUAGAAUCAUGUUUAAAUGUCAGCUAAUGCAUUGAUUAACUCUGAAGGGGAAACACUCAGGAGCGCUGAGUUUAGUCUGUCAAGUUCAGCAGACAAGAUGCUUUAAUAUUUUAACUGUUUCUGACCAGUUAUAAGUCUGCUUUUAUUCCUUGUUUACGAGGGUGUUUGUAAGACUUACACUUUUUUUUUUUAAGAGUUCCCCAUUUUUAUUGAUGUGGGGGAAGUAGAACUGACGAUAAGUGAACAGCUCCCCCUGCUGGAGAAUCAGAAGUGAGUUUGUGCUAACCUGAAGUGUCUGCCACCAGAAAAAUUAUACAUUUUUACAGUGUUUUAAUCAUAAUUGAUUCAUAAAUUAAAAUUUUAAUUUUAAUAUGGAUUUGAAACAUACAUUUAAAUUUUUUAUUUUACAUUUAAUUAUUUAAUUUACUAAUGUAUGUGUUUCAUCUUUAUCUCACCAAGGAAUUUGUUUUCUUUCUGUAACAUCUUGUAAACAAAGUUUGCAUUCAUUGCUACAUCGUUUACAUCUGUGUUUACUAGCUAACAGUCCUUUUCUUCACUGCCUUUGUUGGCAAAUUACUGCCACCAACUAUCAGGGGAACAGCACUAAACUAGCUACAGGAAUUUUAUCACAUUGCAGCAAAACGAGGACACACUCAUAAAAACAUCUCUAUAUGGUCACAAACACCUUUAAUUUAAAGCAGCUGUUGAGUUUGAAGAGGUGAGGCAGAAGAGCUCUUCUUGGUCAGAUUUCUCUCAACACACAAUAGUUGCGUUUUAAUCAUAUCAUUCAUAAAUAGAACUGUCUUUAAAUUAAAUCUCUCAGCAUUUUUAAAUUGACAAAUCUAUUAUCAGGAAAACAGUCUUAAUUUUUCUGAUGGCACACUUCAGACUGUACAGGACCUGCCGUCAAUUAACUGAGAACAAACUGUAUCUACAAAUAAACAUUAAUUAAUCAGAUAAAACCUACUUACCCUAAAUUGUGUAUAUUAUACUGUUUGCUGCAAAUAAAAAUGUAUUUCUUGUU
Messenger RNA from Seriola dumerili (greater amberjack), 2690 nucleotides. RefSeq names its product DNA damage regulated autophagy modulator 2 (gene dram2). Gene Ontology annotation, biological process: photoreceptor cell maintenance; regulation of autophagy. The transcript has 8 exons. The coding region runs from base 296 to 1126 and encodes 276 amino acids. The record is from RefSeq and is a predicted model, not a curated record. Gene Ontology annotation, cellular component: lysosome. Lineage: Eukaryota; Metazoa; Chordata; Actinopteri; Carangiformes; Carangidae.